AGACCGAGGCCGGGAGGCGGCGGGUGCAGGUGGCUCCGCGGCUGCGCGCUGCGGGCGGGGACGGGUCGGCGAGUGCGGGCGGCGGUGGAGGCGGCGAAGUCCCGGCUCGGCGCCCGCGGCGCCCCCGCUGCGGCCGGAGCGGCCUGGCUGUGGGAUCGCUGCGCAGCGAUGGAGCGGCCGCCCCGGCAGAGCCCGAUGGUGUGGCUGCCGCUGCUCUUGCUGCUGCUGGCCGGGCCCGUCGCCUGCGCCGCCAGCCCCGCGGACGACAGCGCGGGCCCGGGCGGCCGGGGGCCCCGGGGCCGCGCGCGGGGGGACGCGGGCCCCGACGAGGCAGCGCCACGCCACGACUCCUCCUACGGCACCUUCGCCGGGGAGUUCUACGACCUGCGCUACCUGUCGGAGGAUGGUUACCCAUUCCCUACUGCUCCUCCCGUGGACCCAUUUGCCAAAAUCAAAGUGGAGGACUGUGGGAAAACUAAAGGAUGCUUCAGAUACGGUAAACCAGGCUGUAAUGCAGAGACCUGUGACUACUUUCUUAGCUACCGGAUGAUAGGGGCCGAUGUGGAAUUUGAGCUGAGUGCAGAUACAGACGGCUGGGUAGCAGUUGGAUUCUCUUCAGACAGGAAAAUGGGUGGUGACGAUGUCAUGGCCUGCGUCCAUGAUGACAAUGGCAGGGUCCGCAUACAGCACUUCUAUAAUGUAGGCCAGUGGGCAAAGGAGAUUCAGAGAAACCCCGCCAGAGAUGAAGAAGGAGUUUAUGAGAACAAUCGAGUCACCUGCAGAUUUAAACGCCCUGUGAAUGUUCCCAGAGAUGAAACAAUUGUUGACCUGCAUUUGAGUUGGUAUUAUCUGUUUGCUUGGGGUCCAGCCAUCCAGGGCUCUAUUACCCGGCAUGAUAUAGACUCGCCACCAACUUCAGAGCGUGUUGUCAGUAUUUACAAGUAUGAAGACAUUUUUAUGCCAUCAGCUGCCUACCAGACCUUCUCCUCCCCAUUUUGUCUGCUUCUCAUUGUUGCCCUGACUUUCUACUUAUUGAUGGGAACUCCUUAAUUCCAACUGCAAAGCCAAUACAUUAA
Molecule: messenger RNA, 1076 nt
Organism: Molossus molossus (Pallas's mastiff bat)
Lineage: Eukaryota; Metazoa; Chordata; Mammalia; Chiroptera; Molossidae
Gene: FRRS1L
Product: ferric chelate reductase 1 like
Exons: 5
Coding region: 169-1050 (293 amino acids)
Biological process (GO): regulation of glutamate receptor signaling pathway
Source: RefSeq, a predicted model, not a curated record